This is a messenger RNA of Contarinia nasturtii (swede midge), 1383 nucleotides long. Its product is annotated as probable tyrosyl-DNA phosphodiesterase. Gene Ontology annotation, biological process: double-strand break repair; single strand break repair. The record is from RefSeq and is a predicted model, not a curated record. Lineage: Eukaryota; Metazoa; Arthropoda; Insecta; Diptera; Cecidomyiidae. The transcript has a single exon. Gene Ontology annotation, cellular component: nucleus. Gene Ontology annotation, molecular function: single-stranded DNA binding; 3'-tyrosyl-DNA phosphodiesterase activity; double-stranded DNA binding. The coding region runs from base 1 to 1383 and encodes 460 amino acids.
AUGAAACCCAUCAUAUCUGCUGCGCAGUUACGAAAUGCACUCAAUUCGAUUUCACGUCAAACACCAUUGCAAAAGUUGAACGCAGCAAAGCCGUACAAUUACUUUUUGACAGCAAUCGAAUCGUCACCACAAACUCACACAGAACCAUUAAGCAUCACAUUCCAAGAACUUUUGCAUCCAUCUUUGGGCGAUAUCGAAUGGUCGGUACAAAUAAAUUUUGUUGUUGAAAUGGAGUUUUUACUUCGUCAAUACACAAUGGCUGGAUGUUCAGGUAAACCGUUAUUCAUUUUACAUGGAGACGAACGAAUUCCAAAUGGCACAAGAUCACAAGUGACAACGCAUUUUAUUAAAAUGAAUAGUGCGUAUGCAACGCAUCAUACAAAAAUGAUGUUGUUCGGAUACAAAGACGGAUCAAUGCGUGUGAUUGUUUCGACAGCUAACCUGUUUGAAGAAGAUUGGCGAAAUCAUGUUCAAGGCUUAUGGAUAAGCGAUCGAUUGCCGCCGAUAAAAUCAGAAAACAAAGCAUCAAUUGGUGGUGAGAGCGUAACGGGAUUCCGAAACGAUUUGGCCAAGUACUUGGAGGCAUACAAGUUGGCGCAUUUGAAUCCAUUUAUCAAACGUAUUCGCAACGCCGAUUUUUCUUCAGUGAACGUUUUUUUGGUAACAUCAAUACCUGGCACAUCCGAUCAAUGGACGAAUGACAAUGCACAUGGUUAUAGCCGGGUUCAAUGGCUUUUACAACGGCACUGUGAACCAAUCAACGAUACAACACCGCUUGUGGUACAAUGCUCAACUUUUGGUAACCUUGGUGCAGCAGGAAAUGGCUGGCUCAAUGAAUUCAAAACUAAUUUGUGUCGCGAUUCUCAAUCAAAUAUUGGACGUAAAAUGUCACCGAUUCAAAUAAUUUAUCCAACGAAAAAUAACGUUUUGCGUAGCUAUGAUGGAGCACAUGGCGGUGGUUCCUUAUUGUAUGAUCGGAGACGACAUGAAGCACAACAGUGGUUGAACGAAUUUUUGUAUCAAUGGCGUGCUAAUGAACGCCAUCGCACACGCGCUAUGCCACACAUCAAAACGUACGCUCGAUUCACCGAUCAAAAGUUGCAUUGGUUCAUUUUGACAUCAGCCAAUUUAUCGAAAUCAGCUUGGGGUUGGCAAAAAACGAAGAAAAAAUUUGAAGUGAGCAAUUACGAAGCCGGCGUUUUAUUUCUCCCAAAGUUCGUAACGAAAACGAAGUACUUCGCAAUGGAUGCAUCCGAUCAAACGACACCGGUAUUUCCGAAGGUCUAUGACAUUCCACUAAUAAGAUACCAGACAGAUGAUCGUCCAUUUUUCCGAGAAGAUGUUUUAGACGAUGUUCUUCCAAACGGCUGUCCCAUUGCUUGA